Molecule: messenger RNA, 1466 nt
Organism: Rhipicephalus microplus (southern cattle tick)
Lineage: Eukaryota; Metazoa; Arthropoda; Arachnida; Ixodida; Ixodidae
Gene: Lamp1
Product: lysosome-associated membrane glycoprotein 1
Biological process (GO): establishment of protein localization to organelle
Cellular component (GO): lysosomal membrane; plasma membrane; late endosome membrane
Source: RefSeq, a predicted model, not a curated record
CACCAUUGUGAAACAACAGCCGCGAUCAUAUGUUCUCUGGCAGGGUCGCAGCUAGUCAGUAGUGUCAGUAGCCUUGGUCAGUGCUGGUUGAACUGUACGUAGUGUGAGCGUUGCGGUAGUCGCCGUGAGUCAUCGCUAAGUGUCGUUUGCCCCCACGAGAAACUAUGAAGUGGACCGUCGCCUUCGCCGCCUGCCUCGCGUUUGUUUCAGCGCAAAAUGCGACGCUGCCAUACUCCAGCCAAAACACGACCGCCCCCGCAGGCACCACAGCGGCGGCGGCGAAGACUACGGCUUCGCCACCGACAGCAGCGUCGAAGGAGGCCACAGUGAACAGCUACAAUGUAACUGUGCCAGGCACUAACCACACCUGCAUCAUGGUUGAGGCAGCCAUGCAAGUCAAGGUUGUCUACGCAACAAAAGACGGCCAGGUGAAGGAAGCAGUCCUGCCUCUGGACAAUGCGACGGUUGUUGACCCUGUGCGCAGCAGCUGCACUUCUUCGUCUGGCGAGCAGACCCUUGUGCUGCUGUUUGGCCACAACAACAUCCUCUCCCUGGUGUUUGCCAAGAAUGGCACUGUGUACCUCCACAAGCUCUUCGUCGAAGUUUUCUUCUCCACAGAGUUCUUCCCAGGUGCUGUCAAGCCAGAGGAGCACUUGACGGUGUACAACGACACGCUCAUGCUAUACAGUGUGCCAGAGGACCGGUCCUACUAUUGCAAGGUAGACCAGCCUGUUUACGUGGGUGCCAAUGUCACUGUGGAUGUGCUCAGUGCUCAGCUGCAAGCUUUUCGAAACGCCACAGCUGAGGCUGUCGGACAGUUUGGUGCAGCUGUAGAGUGCUCGGCAGGUGACAUUAGCAACAUUGUGCCCAUUGCAGUUGGGUCGGCACUGGCAGCUUUGGUCAUCAUUGUGCUCAUCGCCUACCUCAUUGGGCGAAGCAAGAGCCGACAGAAGGGAUACCAGUCCGUCUAGAAGUUACGUUUCAUAUACCCUUCUCUUUGCUUGGUUUGCUUUCACUUUUUUUGCCUUGGACUGGAGAUGUCUUUACUCUGCUCCUUCCCUGUCAAUUGGUACGCAGGCGUUUUGUGCGCCAAUCGGUGGUGCCCAGCAUCCAGACAGGGUACUGUAUCCUAGCCCACCUGCGGUAUGCGGCGACACUUAUUGGCUACAUGUGUGCAGCUUCGCAAUCAAACCAUGUGGCAGUUUUCAAAAUGUGCGGGUUUUCCCUCUAGUGUUGCAGACACUGUACAUAUGGGGAAGAAGCGCCAUAACUGUUGGUUUCAAUGUGUAGUUUGUUCAUUUCCUAGGUUUUAACAGUAAUAAGCUGAAAAGGAGAAUGGAGGGGCAGGUCAGGAGAAUACCCAAUAAGGGAUUGGGGUACCACAAUUGAUGGUACCCUCUUUGGCAGAAGUACUUUUCAAGUUUGAGCGUUUUUACUGAAAGUUAAUAAACCACUUUCUACAUACU